Messenger RNA from Closterium sp. Naga37s-1, 5016 nucleotides. The record is from the annotation of a GenBank genome assembly. NCBI's taxonomy places the organism in Eukaryota, Viridiplantae, Streptophyta, Zygnematophyceae, Desmidiales, Closteriaceae.
AUGGAGCUUUCCCGGAUACGACCCGCACUUGCCGUAGCGCUGCUCGCGCUAUGUGUUGCGCUCUCCGCGGUCUCCGCGCAAGCAAAUUCUUCCUAUGGAGGAUCGCGCACGUUGUCUCGAGCAACUCGAAACAUGGCGGAUAUUAAACUUGUGGAGGAUGACGAGGAAGUGGAAAGUACUGAUCUAGAGGGUGACGAGGAUUGGUUCAAACAGGGAUCGCACCCCAAGGGGUCCUGUACCCCCGUUAAAAGCAACGUCACUAUCCCGAUAAAGACUGCCGCCGAUUUCCAGAAGCGGAAACAGCAGGGCCGCAACCAAACCGUCGUGCUUAUGCUGCAGAACAGCCUGCUGCUCAGUCAAGGAAGCGGGUUGCUCUUUGACGGGGAUUUCUCCUGCACUAUUUUUACCGCCGCGAAACCCAACCUGUAUAUCAAAUAUAACGACGACGAUAUGCCGACGCUUCGCAUAUGGAACACGAGCAACGUGCUUGUAUACGGCAUCAAUUUCCUCGUUGCAGUCACGGCCGCAUCGCCCCAAUGCCCGAACGUACCCGAGGUCGGUACGGGGGUCAACUGUCCCGCCGUACACAUCUCCCGGUCGUACGGUGUCAUCUUCGGCAAGUCUACAGUGUUCGGGCGCGUGGACGUUCACAGGAGCAUGAAUUCGCGAGUCGACAGCAUCAAAGUUACCGGCACCCCGACUUUCGCCAGUUCGCACGGAGUCAUUCGCGUGGCGUACAGUGGCCACAGCACGAAGCUUAUCAAGGCGAACAUCGCUAUAUCCAAUAACGAGGCGUAUGGUGUGGACACCCCGAUCGUCUUAUAUCGAGGCGCAGUGGGAGUGAAAGUGUUCCGAAACUACGUGCACGAUUUCAUCUUCGCGGGAAUCCGGUGCGGCGCGGACGUGCAUUUUGCGGGCGACUGUAUGAUGACGAAUGUCUCCAACAACCUUGUAGUCGCUAAAGGACGCAACACUAACGGGGAUCACGACGCGGCGGGGAUCUACUAUUGCACGCACUGGUUCAACCCGGGGAACGUGGCGCAGUGUAACUACGUCUUUAAUGGCGACCACUGCUACUAUUUGGACUAUGACACGUCGGACGUGCGCAUCCGGGGCGGCGCGUGUAUUAACACGUACGACGGGAUUAAAGUCAACAAUGGCAAGAGAAACGUGAUCAAAGACGUGGUAAUGAAGGGACAGAUCGGUGCAGUGGGGUGGUGCACGUGCCUCACGCCCACGGUGAACAACUGCCUCAAGGAUCCCGGGCUGUACUGGGAGAACAUGCGCAAGGCUUACUAUGACACCCCGGCAUUCAGAAAGUACUGGCCGUGGUGGAAGAACGUGUGUCAGGAGAGUGCAGUCAAUGGGCAGAACUGCAACCCCCCGGGCGGCAUGACCGCCGCCCAGACCGGCAAAUGCAGCGGCCUGGCCACCGAGAACCAGCUAGAUUUGAUCCUCGUGAACACAACGAGAGAGAACCUCGACACCAGCAACGAUGACGGCGCGUCGUACGGAAAUGACGACUACGGAGGCGCGGCUGCCGGCAGCCCGCCGGCUUUCUCGGACGGCGACAGCAGCUUUGACGGUGGGAGCGGCGGCAUUGACGGCGCGUCAAAAUCCGCAUUUGGGAAAGCCACUUUUGGCGGGAAACCGAGCCGCUGGAGCGGUGACCAGGACCUAGAUUCUGACAUAGGCGGUUCCGGUUUAGGAGGCUCCGGUCUUGGAGGCUCCGGCUUUGGAGGAGCUAGUUCCUGGAAAUCCGGGAAGGGUAUCGGAAGAGGAGGGGGAGCGCGGUCCGCAUGGGGGGGAAACGAUGACGCGGACGGCGCUGGUGCAGGGCUCAGUGGGUCGAACUUUCCUCGAAGGUUCGCGGAAGGUUCUGAUGAUGACACUGGAGAGGAUCCGCUGUAUCCGAGGGACAGCCGGCAAGUGAUUGAUGCGAUUGGUGCUCUUAGCGGGGGGAGGGGAGGCUUGAAACGAGGGGGGAUGCAAGGCGGGGACUACGAGGAGGAGGAGAGUGAGGGGUUGAGUGCGGUUGGGAGGGGUAGGAGCGGGAGGAAAGGGAAGAAGAAGCGUGGGAAGAAGAAGAAGCGGACGAAGAGGAGGGGGAAGAAGGGGAAGCGUGGGAGCAAGACGAGAGGAAAGCGGAGAGACGGUUUGGACAAUACCGAGGAGGAUUAUGACGAGGAUGAGGAUGGUGGUCUUGGAAGCAGCGGCAUGGGCUUUGCCAGGAAGCGUACAGGACCCUCCUUCUCCUCCUCCUCGUCCUCCUUCCCUCGCAGCAGCAGCUUAGGAGCUUUGGGGGGAAAUGACGAUGAUGAUGAGGCUGGUGCUGCUGGUGGUAUGGGUGGCAGGGGGAUGGGGGGUUUCGGAGGCGCAGGUGCAAGAGGAGCAGCAGGAGGAGCGGGAGGAGCAGGAGGGGUGGGCGGGGAGGCAGAUGAAUUGGAAGAGGAUGAUCUUACUGCAGGCUCUGAUACCAGUAGCAGCAGCAGCAGCAGCAAGGCAGGGGGGUCGUCUGGGGGGAUACUGGGAUUUUUCUCGAGCAUGUUUGGUGGGGGGAAGAAGACAGGCUCAGCUGGGGACGGGGCCACAGAUGGGGGCACCAGUGGAGGUACUGGGGGGGGUGCAGCAGGUGAUUGGGACGAGGAGGAGGAGGGUGGUAUGGGCGUGGGAGGGAACACAGGAGGGAGUGCAGGAGGGGGCACUGAACGGGGUUUAGGAGGGGGCCUGGGGGGGGUUGUAGGAGGGGGUGUGGGGAGGAGCAGCAGGGCGUCUGGGUUUGAGGAUGGGGAGGAGGACAUGGAAAGCUGGCAGGGAAUAGGAAUAGGGGCGGCAGCAGGUGGUAAUGAUACCACUAGCAGCAGCAGCAGUUUGGGAGGGGGUGGUGGUAUUGGAAGCAGCGGCUCUGGCCUGUGGUCGUGGUUUUCUAAGAAGAGCACUGGUGGUGACAGCAGCAGCGAAGGUGAUGCUAGCGCUGAUGCGUCAUCAGUAGCAGCGGGAGCAGCGGCGGGAGGAGGUGCAGGAGCAGCAGCAUUAACAGGUGGGGGUGAUGUAGAUGAUUAUGAUGGGGAUGGGCGGGUGGGUGGAGGGGUAGCAGGAGGGGCGGGAAGGAUGGGAGGUGUUCGGGUUAGAGGUGCGGGCAUGGGAGGUUCGGGCAUGGGAGGUUCAGGCAUGGGAGGUUCGGGCAUGGGAGGUGUGGGCAUGGAUGAUGGUCCGUCGCAGCGGACUGGCUCGUUUGGGGAGAGCCAGGAUCCAGAUGGGAUGGAGGGCAGCAGGGUGGGGCGUGGGGUGGGGAGGAGCAGGGGGGGGAGAGUGAGGGGACGGCCAGGUAUGGAAGGCAUGGAAGCAGGCGAGGGUAUGGAAGCAGGGGAGGGUAUGGGGGGUGGUAGGGGUGGUGCUAUUGGUGGGGUUGGCAGAGGUGUGAGGAGUGGCUUCAGGACUGGUCGGAUGGGCACUGCUGGUGGUGCUGGUGCUGGUUUUGUUGGUGCUGCAGGUGGUGGUGCUGGUGUUGGUGGUGCUGCUACUAGUGGUGGCGCAGCUAGCGUGUCGCUGGUGCUAUCAGAGAGCGCGUCGUCGGACAUCCUCGCUUGUUCCUUCCUCCUGGCGACCACCAUGCUUGUCGCUUACAUCUCCAAGAAGCACCACUGGGUCUACUUCCCUGAAUCCUUCUCCUCCUUCACACUUUUGCUCCCCUGUCCUUUCUUGCCUCACUGCAUGGCAGACGUGCAGGCGCCAACGCUCCUCUACAAUCUGGUGUUUGGAGAGAGUCUCGUGAACGAUGCCGUCUCCAUCGUGCUCUUCCGCACCUUCGCCUCUUUCACCAAUCAGGAAUUCUCUAUGGCCAGCAUUGCCACUGCGAUAGUCCAGUUUCUGGGCAUCAGCGUGGGCUCCAUCCUCCUGGGAAUCCUCGUCUCCCUCCUUUGUGCCCUCGCCCUGCGAUUCAUUGACAUCAACAGCGAGUUCUCCAAGUUCGAGCUAUCCCUUGUGCUCGUCUCGGGCUACCUCUCCUACUCCGUGGCUGAGAUGCUCUCUCUGUCCGGCAUCAUGGCCCUCUUUUUCUGUGGCAUCUGCAACGCACAUUACGGGUACUACAACAUCUCACACGCGUCCAAGAUCAGCAGCAAGUACGCGUUUGAAGCGCUCUCUUUCAUGGCAGAGAUGUUCGUCUUCGCUUACUUGGGCAUGCAGGUGGUGGUGAUGGAGCAUGUGAUCGACUGGGGUCUGCUGCUCUCCGCCAUUCCUCUCUGCCUCAUAUCUCGAGCCUUCAACGUCUUCCCUCUCUCCUUCCUCUCCAACUGCACGCAGGCCAACAAGAUCCCCACCAACAUGAUUCUAAUGAUGUGGCUCAGCGGCCUAAGGGGCGCCAUUGCCUUCGCUCUCGCCCUCAACAUGCCGCAGCGCAACCCUGCCAUCAUCUCCACCACCCUCCCCCCUGCGUUUUCCUGUGUUCCCUGCAUCCCCUGCGUUUCCCCCUGCGCAAUAUGCCCCACUGUGUCUCCCUGCCAUCAUCUCCACCACCCUCCCCCCUGCGUUUUCCUGUGUUCCCCACCCCAGGGCCAACAAGAUCCCCACCAACAUGAUUCUCAUGAUGUGGCUCAGCGGACUAAGGGGAGCCAUUGCCUUCGCCCUCGCCCUGAACAUGCCCCAGCGCAACCCUGCCAAUCCAACAAGAUCCCCACCAACAUGAUUCUCAUGAUGUGGCUCAGCGGACUAAGGGGAGCCAUUGCCUUCGCCCUCGCCCUGAACAUGCCCCAGCGCAACCCUGCCAAUGGCCAACAAGAUCCCCACCAACAUGAUCUUAAUGAUGUGGCUCAGCGGGCUGAGGGGCGCCAUUGCCUUCGCCCUCGCCCUGAACAUGCCGCAGCGCAACCCUGCAAUCAUCUCCACCACCCUCUUUGUCGUUGUCCUCACCACCGUCGUCAUGGGCGGCUCCACUUGUCCUCUUCUGCGCGCCCUGGGCCUCUCCGCCGCCCCGUCUCACGCUCCUCCCAGCCACGCGCAUGGCUCUCUCUCUAG